ACUCGGUCAGUGAUCCCUGAGAUUCCCGUUAAUAUUCCCACUUUGCUCCUGUUUCGGGGUCUCGCGGGCUCCCCGUGGCCUUUUAACCGCCGCGCGCGUGCGUCCAGUGGGGGAGCCCCUCCAGGAUGGGUGUUGGUGCUGGUGUGGAGCUGCUGGUCCAGAUUCUGGUUCUGUAAUCUGAGGAUUUCAGGCUGAACAGAAGGCGGAGGGAUUUUCUCUUAUUCCAUCCUUCGCGGACUCAUCAGCGGAAUUAAACGCUGGAAUUCUGAUCGGGUUCUGCUCUGAUUGGACCGGGACCCACCGGGCUGAUAGGAGCCCCGCCGGUCCGCUGAGGAUGCUCUCCGGAUUACCAAUCCAGGAACAGUUCAAAGAGCAGGAUUUUAAAAUCUUCAUCCGGAUACUGCUUCUAAAGGAACAGGUUCUAUAGUUAUUAUGUGAACUGGAUUUAAAUUUGGAAAUUUAUAAAAUAUUAGAAAUAAAUAAACCUGUGAGAGACAGACAUCUUAUCUGGAUCAAUAGAAAUUAAAUAUUAUGAUGAAUAAUGUGAAAUACAUAAAUGUAGAAGAAAACCCAGAGGUUCUAGAACCUGAAAUAUUUUAUAUUUUUAUUUAAUGAAUUGCCCAACCAGAGCAGGACACUGUAGAGACUGUUUGUUUUUAUUGCUUUUCUACAAAAUAAAUGGGUUAGAAUCUUUCAGCAGAACUAUCUGAAUAUAAAACUAUGCAAAUUAUGAUAAACACACCUCCAUUGCUGAAAAAAACUAAAGGAACAGCUAAGGGAACUAUGCAGACUGAGGGAAGCAUGUGGAGUUUAGAGAUUCUACAAUUUGAUUGAAAGAAUUUCAUGAACAUCUUUGGCUUGGUGUUUUGCUCCAGUCAAGAAGCCGCAGAAUGGAAAUGAUGGGAGGUGUAGUUGGAUAAAAGCACCCCCAGAGAAGGGACUACAGCUCCCAGCAUCCUCAGCGGCAGUGGGUUCAGACUGACACUCUGAGGUCUUGUUAAACGCAGCUGGAAGCCAACAUGUCGGAUAAAACAGCUCCGCGCUGCCAGCUCCGGUUGGAGUGGAUCCAUGGUUAUCGGGGCCACCAGUGCCGGAACAACCUGUACUACACAGCAGGGAAGGAGGUGGUUUACUUUGUAGCUGGGGUGGGUGUGGUCUAUAACACCCGGGAGCACACCCAGAAGUUCUUCCUGGGUCACAAUGAUGACAUCAUCAGUCUGGCAAUCCACCCUGACAAGAUCCAGGUGGCAACAGGGCAGGUGGGGAAAGACCCGUACAUCUGUGUCUGGGACACCUAUGCCAUGCAGACUGUCUCCAUCCUGAGGGACGUCCACACCCACGGAGUCGCCUGCCUUGCCUUUGACUCAGAUGGACAGCGAUUGGCCUCGGUUGGACUGGAUGCCAAGAACACGGUGUGCAUUUGGGACUGGAGGAGAGGGCGUGUCCUCGCUUUGGCAACUGGACACUCAGACAGAAUCUUUGAUAUCUGCUGGGAUCCUUUCCAGACCAGCCGCCUGGUCAGCUGUGGAGUCAAGCACAUAAAGUUCUGGACUCUGUGUGGAAACGCUCUGACUCCGAAGCGAGGCAUCUUUGGGAAGACGGGUGACCUGCAGACCAUCCUCUGUGUUGCUGCAGCCAAGGAAGAGCUGACCUACUCUGGAGCUCUGAACGGAGAUGUCUAUGUAUGGAAAGGAAUUACAUUGAUCCGGACUGUCCAGGCUGCACAUGGGGCAGGGAUCUUCAGCAUGCAUGCCUGUGAGGAAGGAUUCGCCACUGGAGGACGCGAUGGCUGCAUCAGAUUGUGGGACGUGGACUUCAAACCUAUCACCAAGAUUGACCUAAGAGAGUCCGAGCAGGGUUAUAAAGGACUUUCAAUCCGUAGUGUUUGCUGGAAAGCUGACCGUAUUCUGGCUGGGACUCAGGACAGUGAAAUUUUUGAAGUAAUGGUUCGUGACCGUGACAAGCCACUUUUGUUGAUGCAAGGUCACAGUGAGGGUGAGCUAUGGGCACUAGACUUACACCCCAAGCAACCCGUAGCUGUCACAGGGAGUGACGACCGUUCAGUCAGGCUGUGGAGCCUACCUGAUCACACCCUGCUGGCCCGCUGUAACAUGGAGGAGUCGGUUAGAAGUGUUUCCUUCAACAAUGAUGGCUCUCAGCUUGCUCUAGGUAUGAGGGAUGGUUCAUUUACUGUGCUACGAGUGAGGGACAUGACAGAGGUUGUGCAUAUUAAAGACAGGAAGGAGGUCAUCCAUGAACUGAAGUUCUCUCCAGAUGGUUCUUUCCUGGCGGUGGGCUCUAACGACGGCUUGGUGGACAUCUAUGCUGUUGCUCAGCGUUUCAAGAAGGUGGGUGAGUGUAGCCGCUCAACCUCCUUCAUCACCCACCUAGACUGGUCCGUCGACAGCCGCUUCCUGCAGACCAACGAUGGUGCUGGUGAGAGGCUCUUCUACAGGAUGCCAGCAGGAAAACUUAUUGCUAAAGAAGAAGCAAAGGGGAUCCACUGGAUGACUUGGACUGGCAUCAUUGGGCCUGAAGUGAAUGGAAUUUGGCCAAAAUACUCCAAUGUAACCAACAUUAAUUCAGUGCAUGCCAACUACAGCAGUGCUGUGCUGGUAACCGGAGAUGAUCUGGGUCUUCUCAAGCUCUUCAGGUUUCCCUGCCUGAAGAAAGGAGCCAAAUUCAAGAAGUACAUCGGACACUCUGCCCAUGUGACCAAUGUUCGCUGGUCCAAUGACCUCCAGUGGGUCAUCAGCACUGGCGGGGCUGACCAUGCUGUCUUCCAGUGGAGGUUCCUUCCUGAGGGUGUCAUGAACGGUGUUCUGGAGCCUCUUCUUCAAGAAGGGUAUGCAGACUCCAACAGCGGUGAGUCGGACUCUGACGUAUCAGAUGUUCCAGAACUCGAUUCCGACAUCGAACAGGAAGCUCAAACCAACUAUGAGCGCCAGGUGUAUAAAGAGGAUCUCCCACAGCUUAAGAAGAAACUGAUUGGUUCCUUGAAGCGGCAGAAAGCUCCAGAGGAGGGGCUUCGUCUGCAGUUCGUUCACGGAUACCGCGGCUUCGACUGUCGUAACAACCUGUUCUACACUCAGACGGGGGAGGUUGUGUUCCAUGUGGCCGCCGUUGCCGUUGUCUACCAUCGGCUACAGCACAGUCAGCGUUUUUACCUCGGGCAUGAUGACGACAUCCUCAGCCUCGCUGUUCACCCUCUUAAAGACUAUGCGGCAUCCGCACAGGUGGGGAGAGACCCGGCCAUCCAUGUCUGGGACAUCCAAACUCUGAAGUGCCUAUCUCUGCUCAGAGGUCACCACAGCAAAGGGGUCUGUGCUCUGGACUUCACAGCGGACGGGAAGAGUUUAGUCUCAGUGGGAAUCGAUGAGUUUCACUGCAUCGUCAUCUGGGACUGGAAGAAAGGAGAGAGGCUGGCUAAGGCCAGGGGUCACAAGGAUAAGAUCUUUGUGGUGAAGAGUAACCCUUUCAGGAUGGACAAACUGGUGACUGUGGGCAUCAAGCACAUCAAGUUCUGGCAGCAUUCAGGAGGCGGUUUGACAUUUAAAAGGGGAAUUUUUGGGAACCUUGGAAAGCAGGAAACGAUGAUGUCAGCAUCUUAUGGCCGAUCAGAGGACAUGGUCUUCUCUGGAGCCACCAAUGGAGAUGUUUACAUCUGGAAAGACACAACGCUUGUGAAGACCAUCAAAGCACAUGACGGCCCCGUCUUUGCAAUGUGCUCCCUGGACAAGGGCUUUGUGACGGGGGGGAAGGAUGGCAUCGUGGAGCUGUGGGACGACCUGUUUGAGCGAUGUUUGAAGACCUACGCCAUCAAGAGGGCCGCUCUCUCCCCGUCCUCCAAAGGCCUUCUCCUUGAGGACAACCCGUCUAUCAGAGCCAUCACUCUGGGUCACGGUCACAUCCUGCUCGGAACCAAGAACGGAGAAAUCCUGGAGAUUGACAAGAGUGGGCCGAUGACGCUGCUGGUUCAGGGUCACAUGGAGGGUGAGGUGUGGGGGCUGGCAGCUCAUCCUUUACUUCCUGUCUGCGCCACCGUCAGUGAUGAUAAGACUCUGAGGAUUUGGGAGCUGUCAGCCAAUCACAGGAUGGUUGCCGUCCGUAAACUUAAGAAAGGUGGGCGCUGCUGCACCUUCUCUCCAGACGGUAAAGCUCUGGCGGUGGGUCUGAACGACGGCAGCUUCAUGGUGGUGAAUGCAGACACGCUGGAGGACAUGGUGACCUUCCAUCACCGCAGGGAGCUCAUUUCAGAUAUCCGUUUCUCCUUAGAUGCAGGGAAAUACUUGGCAGUGGCGUCCCAUGAUUCCUUCGUGGACAUCUACAACAUUUUGACCAGUAAGAGGGUUGGGAUCUGUAAAGGAGCUGGAAGCUACAUCACUCACAUCGACUGGGACUCCAGAGGUAAACUUCUGCAAGUGAACACCGGAGCAAGAGAUCAGCUGUUUUUCGAGGCUCCACGAGGACGAAAACAGAACAUUAGCGUGUCUGAGUUUGAGAAGUUGGACUGGGCCACCUGGACGUCUGUUCUGGGUCCCACCUGUGAAGGAAUCUGGCCCUCAUUCAGCUUUGUGAACGCUGCUUCACUCACCAGAGAUCGCAAAAUUCUCGCCACAGGAGACGACUUUGGUUUUGUCAAACUGUUCAGCUUCCCAUCUCGGGGUCAGUUUGCCAAGUUUAAAAAGUACGUUGGUCACAGCACCAAUGUGACAAAUGUCCGCUGGUCCAAUGAUGAUGCCAUGCUGCUGUCUGUGGGCGGAGCUGACACUGCGCUGAUGAUCUGGACCAGAGAGCCAGCGGGCCACAAGGAGAGCAAAGCUGUGGACAGCGAGGAGUCGGAUGAUGACCCUGAGGAGGAUGGAGGGUACGACAGUGAUGUGGCUCGGGAGAAGGCGGUCGACUAUGUCACAAAAAUCUUCUCAGUGAGCAUUAGGAACAUGUCAGGAACCAAGCCUCACCUACAGCACAGAGAGAUUGCUUUGGAGGAGAGGCUUCCCGUGAGCCGGGCCAUACCGCUACCCGACAAACUACUGAAGGACAACGUAACCAAGAAAAAAAAAGUGGUGGAGGAGCUGCUGCUGGAGCACGUCUUUGGCUAUAGAGGCUUCGACUGUCGCAACAACCUACACUACCUCAAUGAUGGAGCAGACAUCAUCUUCCACACUGCGGCUGCUGUAGUCGUUCAGAACCUGUCCGCUGGAACCCAGAGUUUCUACCUGGAACACACUGAUGACAUUCUCUGUCUGACGGUCAACCAGCACCCAAAGUACCAGAAUAUCAUUGCCACCGGGCAGAUCGGUGACGUCUCAGAUUUCCCAGGCCUUGCUCCAUCCAUCCACGUGUGGGAUGCAAUGACCAAGCAGACUCUUUCCAUUCUACGUUGUUCCCAUGCUAAAGGUGUUGGAUACGUCAACUUUAGUGCAACAGGAAAGCUGCUGCUGUCAGUUGGUGUGGAACCAGAGCACACCAUCACAGUGUGGAGAUGGCAGGAAGGCACUAAGGUGACCAGUAAAGGUGGCCAUGCAGAACGGAUCUUCGUGGUGGAGUUUAGACCCGACUCCGACACUCAGUUUGUAUCUGUGGGAAUCAAACACAUAAAGUUCUGGACACUGGUUGGUGGUUCUCUCAUGUAUAAAAAAGGUGUGAUUGGCUCAGUAGAAGAUGGCCGAAUGCAGACGAUGCUUUCUGUCGCCUUUGGUGCUAACAACUUGACCUUCACCGGUGCAAUAAACGGAGACGUAUACGUGUGGAGGGAACACUUCCUGGUACGGGUAGUGGCUAAAGCGCACAGCGGUCCUGUUUUCACCAUGUACACCACACUGAGGGACGGACUCAUCGUUACAGGAGGGAAGGAAAGGCCGACUAAAGAGGGGGGAGCGGUUAAGCUUUGGGACCAGGAAAUGAAGCGCUGCAGAGCCUUUCAGCUGGAAACGGGUCAGCCAGUAGAGAAUGUCCGAUCUGUCUGCAGAGGGAAGGGUAAAAUUCUGGUGGGAACCAAAGAUGGGGAGAUCAUAGAGGUUGGAGAAAAGAACGCUGCUUCAAACACAAUGAUCAAUGGUCACACAAAGGGAGGGAUCUGGGGUUUAGCAACACACCCUUUCAAAGAUGUCUUCAUCUCUGCCAGUGAUGAUGGGACCAUUCGCAUAUGGGACCUGGCUGACAAGAAACUAUUGAACAAGGUGAGUUUGGGUCACCCUGCCAAGUGUACAUCCUACAGUCCCAACGGGGAGAUGGUUUCCAUCGGCAUGGAGAACGGCGAGUUCAUUGUGCUGUUGGUGAACUCACUCACAGUCUGGGGCAAAAAGAGAGACCGCAGCGUCUCCAUCCAGGACAUCCGGUUCAGUCCAGACAACCGUUUUUUGGCAGUUGGAUCCAUAGAAAGUGCAAUCGAUUUCUAUGACCUCACUCUAGGCCCGUCACUCAAUCGAAUUGGGUACUGUAAGGACAUACCCGGCUUCGUCAUUCACAUUGACUUCUCUGCCGACAGCAAACACAUCCAGGUGUCCACCAGCACCUACACCCGUCAGGUCCAUGAAGUCCCCUCAGGGAAAAUUGUAACAGAGCUGUCUGUCAUUGAAAGGCUCACCUGGGCAACCUGGACCAGCAUCUUUGGUGAUGAAGUUCUGGGUAUUUGGCCUCGGAAUGCUGACAAGGCUGACGUUACCUGUGCUUGUGUUUCCCACGCCGGGCUCAACUUGGUGACUGGAGAUGACUUUGGCCUCAUCAAGCUCUUUGAUUUCCCCUGUCCUGAGAAAUUUGCGAAGCACAAGCGUUACUUCGGUCACUCUGCUCAUGUCACCAACAUUCGUUUCUCCUGUGAUGAUAAAUACGUCAUCAGCGCCGGAGGCAGUGACUGCAGCCUGUUCGUAUGGAAAUGCCAGUGAGGUUUCUGGAACCGUCCUCUUCGUCUGCAUCCUUGUUUCUGCCCUGCUAGGAACAGAAGUCUGACUUCCAGCUGCAGAUCUGGGAUUAGCUAUGCUGUGGAUCCACAUUUCCACACACUUCCUCAGAUUGAAGGAUUGAAAAGUCAUGCCAGCCAGGACUUGUCUUGUACAUUCAGAUGAAAGCAAAGAAAGUGUCAGUGUUUCAGGUUUCUAUCUGUAGUUUGUAGAUGUUUGGAGAAACGUCUGAUCUCCACCACCAUGUAGCUGAGUGAUGUGAUGUGUUUUUGUGUCAGUUUGUGCCUUUUUUUAAUCUCUGACCAAACAUUUGAUACAGCUUAUUUUACUUGUGGUGCUAUAAUCUUUAGGGCUUUUAAAUAUGUUGAUACUGUUGGUGUGUUUCUGUCUGUGAUGAUGAUGAUGAUGAUGACAAUGAUGCAGUUUACUGACCUGAAGGUUAAAAAAAAGAAGAGUAAAAGUAACACAGGAGAUAAACUGUAGAAAAACAUUUUUAAGAUUUCUACCUCUGAACACAAUAAAAAAAAACAUAGUCUGGGUAGAAAAUAGAUGUUUGUUCCAAUAAAACUCCUCUGUUUGUGUAGGUGACGUUUUCAGCCACAGGGUGGUGCUGUUCCCUCUAAAACUAAAUGCUGCCUGAAGAUUUAAAGGGAAAAAAGAGAAACACUUGAAGUUGUUCAUGUGAAAAUGAGACUGAUUUAUAACAGCAGGGUGAAUCUGUCUGUUUUUAACUGUGAAGAAUAAAAUGUCUGAUCCAAACCGCCUCAUGUAGCACCGCUUCAGUCCGGCUCUGUGAGCGGCUCAGAUCCAAUACCUCUUUAAAAGAUGUUCUGAAAGUUAACCUGGAGGAUCAGCUCUUUGGUCCUUAAUGAGUUGUUAAAACUGUAACCUGGAAACCGUUUAAAGAACAAAGAUGUGUUUAUGGUCAAUUUAAAAUCAGCCUGCUGUUCAUCUGUUCACCUUCAUGCUUCCUGAUGAUCCCAGAAGAACUGAAGAAACCAGAAUGGACUAAUAUAGGAACCUUUUAAUUUAGGAUAGAUAGAUGCAAAUCAAUAAACCUG
Messenger RNA from Cyprinodon variegatus (sheepshead minnow), 7963 nucleotides. RefSeq names its product echinoderm microtubule-associated protein-like 6. The coding region runs from base 1020 to 6887 and encodes 1955 amino acids. Lineage: Eukaryota; Metazoa; Chordata; Actinopteri; Cyprinodontiformes; Cyprinodontidae. The record is from RefSeq and is a predicted model, not a curated record. The transcript is spliced from 42 exons. Gene Ontology annotation, molecular function: microtubule binding.